This is a messenger RNA of Aspergillus nomiae NRRL 13137, 825 nucleotides long. Its product is annotated as allergen Asp f 7. Bases 1 to 825 code for a protein of 274 amino acids. Lineage: Eukaryota; Fungi; Ascomycota; Eurotiomycetes; Eurotiales; Aspergillaceae. The transcript has a single exon. The record is from RefSeq and is a predicted model, not a curated record.
AUGGCUCCUCUGGCUAAGACUCUCGCCCUCGCCGGCGCUCUUUUCGCUGCCGUCGCCUCGACCGCUCCGGUGCAGAGGCGUCAGGAUGUUGUCGUGAACACCCACACUACGGUCGAAUGGACUACCGUGACGGUCACCACGACCAUCACCAUGGACCGACCUACCCAGGCACCGGCUCAGCCCACUGCUGCCCCUGCGUCCUCGGCUCCCGUCGUGACUCCCCUGCCUGCUCAACCCACUGAGGUUCCUGACGAGCCCGAGCAGAGUGAGGCCCCCGAGCCCCAGCAAUCUGCAACCAUCCAGCCAGUGUGGUCUCCCGCCCCUGAGCCUACUACCUCUGCUACUCCCACCCCCGAGCCUACCCAACAGCCCGAGCCUACCCAACAGCCUGAGCCCACCACCACCAACGCUCCUCCGGUCGUGGUACCGACCUCGUCGAGCACUACCUCUGCUGCCCCUCAGCCUACCGCCAGCACCCCCAGCGGUGGCAGCGGAUACACCGGCGCCUGCUCCCAGGGCUCCCCGUGCACGGGUCAGGUCACCUUCUACGACACUGCCACCUCUCAGCUUGCCCCCAGCAGCUGUGGAUUCACCAACGACGGCACCACCGAGGAUGUCCUGGCUCUUCCCGUCGGCCUGAUGAAGCCGGAAGACUGCGGUCGCAUGGUGACCGUUCACUACAAUGGCAAGGUCGUAUCCGGCAAGGUCGUCGACAAGUGCAUGGGCUGUGACAGCACCUCUAUUGACCUGUCGCGUCACUUCUUCAAUUCCCUGGCUUCCGAGUCUGAGGGCCGCCUCCACAAUGUUGAGUGGUACAUGGAGUAA